AUGGAUCCCCGGCUGCUGGCGCUGCUCCCGGCCCUGGCUGCAGGCGGAUUCCUCAGCGCUCCCAGCGCUCCCGUGCUCGGCAUCGUCGGGGAGCCGGUGCUGCUGCCGUGCCGGGUGGGAGCCGCCCUGGCUGCCCGGGAUUUCUCCAUCCAUUGGACGUUCCAGGCCGGCCGAUCCCGGUGGAUCCCCGUGCGCAGCUCCGGCGGGGAGGAGCCGGACGGGCGGUACCGGGGCCGGGCCGAGCUGUUCCAGCGGGAAUUCCACACCGGGAACGCGUCCCUGCUCCUGCGCGACGUCCGCAGCUCCGACCAGGGCUCCUACGGCUGCCGGGUCUCCGUCCGGGAUGAGUCCUGGGAGGUGAUGCUGGAGCUGCAAGUGGCAGCCAUGGGCGAAGCUCCGGCGCUGAUCCUGCGGGGCCGCGAUGGCCGCGCCCUGCGCCUGUCGUGCCGCGCCUCGGGCUGGUUCCCGCGGCCGGAGCUGCUCUGGCUGGACGGGCGCGGCCGCGUCCGCCCGGAGCCCUCGGAGGUCACGGCGAGCCCCGGGCCCGGGGGGCUCUUCAGCGUCGAGGGCUCGGUGCGGGUCCCGCCGGGGGCGGAGCCGGAGAUCGCGUGCCUGGUGCGGAACCGGCGGCUCAACGGGAGCCGCGCGGCGCGGCUGCGGCUGCACGUUCCAGAGGGGUUCCUGCCCUCGCUCUCGCUCUGGCUCCAGAUUUUCCUGGCGCUUUUGUUCCUGACCCUGGCGCUGAUUUCCGGAAUUUUCUGUCUGCUCCAGAGGAGCCACAAGAGAACUCUGAAGGCAGGCAAGGCAAAGCUGGAAAUGGAGGAAGACAAGAAGAGAGUGAAGGCGCUGCUGGAUGGAGAAAAAGCCAAGAAACGAGAAGCAAAAAUCCAAUUCAAGGAACGCUUGGGUCAGCUGAAAGCCGAGCUGGAUUUCUGGGAAGCGCGGAGCCACGCGGCUCCGGUGGCGCUGGACCCCGAGCCGCGGCUGCUGCCCCUCGGGGCCGCUCCGGCUCCGCUCCCGCCGGCGGCGCGGGUGGCGCGGGACGCGCUGGGAGCCGGGAGCCGCUACUGGGAGGUGGAGCUGGGCCGGGAGCGGGGCUGGGCCCUGGGCGUGCUCCGGGACCCCCCCGAGCCCCGGCACCCCCGGGACCCCCGCGAUCCCCCCGGUUCCCCGAGGCUCUGGGCCCUCUGCGCGUCCCAGGGCCGCCUCUUCUCCGCCAGCCGCGCUCUCGGGAAUCAUCCCCGGGAUCUCGGGAAUCAUCCCGGGGAUCUCGGGAAUCAUCCCGGGGAUCUCUCCGUGUUCCGGGAUCUCUCGGAUCUCUCGGUGUUCUCAGAGCAUUCCCGGGAUCUCUCGGUGCUCGGGGAGCAUCCCGGGGAUCUCUCGGUGCUCCCCGAUGAUCCCGGGCAUCUCUCGGUGCUCGGGGUGCUCCUGGACCGGGAGAAGGCGCUGCUGGAAUUCUACGAUGCGGAGCGGAGGCGGCUCCUGACCGGGAUCUCGCUGCGGGAUCCUCCGGGACACCGGGAUCCGCUGGCCGGGAUCGGCCCGGGCGUUCCCACCGGAAGGUUUUUCCCGUUCGUGUCCCGAGGGGAGGAGGGGGCGCCCCGGAUCCGCCCGGUGCCGGUGCCGGAGCCGCUCCCGGUGCCGGAGCCGCUCCCGGUGCUGGAGCCGCUCCCGGUGCCGGAGCCGCUCCCGGUGCCGUUCCCGGAGCCGCUCCCGGUGCCGGAGCCGCUCCCGGUGCCGCUCCCGGUGCUGGAGCCGCUCCCGGUGCCGCUCCCGGUGCCGGGGCCGCUCUGA
Molecule: messenger RNA, 1794 nt
Organism: Zonotrichia leucophrys gambelii
Lineage: Eukaryota; Metazoa; Chordata; Aves; Passeriformes; Passerellidae
Product: butyrophilin subfamily 1 member A1-like
Exons: 13
Coding region: 1-1794 (597 amino acids)
Biological process (GO): regulation of cytokine production; T cell receptor signaling pathway
Cellular component (GO): external side of plasma membrane
Molecular function (GO): signaling receptor binding
Source: RefSeq, a predicted model, not a curated record